UACAAAUCUAUUACAUUUAUUGAGGAUUGUCAAUACCAUGUUGCGUUCCCUAGCACGUCCUCUUGUUUCACUGACUGGGUGCAAAGCUGCAAGCACAACAACUGGCAUUAAACCAGGGACAAAGUACGGAGGAAAAACAACUGUCACACUUAUCCCAGCAUCGUGGACCAAAAGAACUGCAGUUUGUACACUUAUUCCUGGUGAUGGAGUGGGUCCUGAGAUCUGCGAGUCUGUGACCACCAUCUUCAAGGAAAUGGCUGUUCCGGUAGAGUUUGAAACUAUUGAGCUCACCAAACACACACUCAAUGAUGAGGGUUCUUUCAACAUGGCCAUCACUUCAUUGAAACGCAAUGGUGUUGGACUAAAAGGUGUGCUAAAUAGGUCAGGUGACUUCAGACAUCAUAACAUGGAGUUCAGAGGAAACCUGGACACAUACGCCAAUGUUGUUAGAGCCGUGAGCUUUGACGGUAUCAAAACCCACCACACAGGGAUAGAUCUGAUUGCAAUCCGUGAGAACACAGAAGGGGAGUACAGCUGUUUGGAGCACGAGUCUGUGCCAGGAGUCGUGGAGUCCUUCAAGGUUAUCACUCGUGAAAAGUCCAUGAGGAUCGCUAAGUUCGCAUUCGACUACGCCCUUGAGCACAAUAGAAAAAAAGUGACUUGCAUUCACAAGGCUAACAUUAUGAAGCUGAGUGAUGGUCUUUUUAAGUCGUGUUGCCAAGAGGUGUCCGAACUGUACCCUACAAUCGACUACGAUGAACAGAUUGUAGACAACACUUGCCAGCAACUCGUCAUAAACCCACAGCAAUUUGACGUCAUGGUGAUGCCUAACCUGUAUGGUAACCUGGUAUCCAACCUGGCUGCUGGUUUAGUUGGCGGAGCAGGAGUAGUUCCCAGCAAGAGUUACGGCAGUGAAAUAGCUGUAUUUGAACCUGGUGCUCGUCACACAUGGAUGGAGAUGAAGGGAAUGUACGUUGCAAACCCUGUAGCUAUGGUCCUCAGUUCCGCUUUCAUGCUGAAACAUCUAACUCUCCACGAUGCUGGAGACAAGUUGAUCCAAGCAGUCAAGUUAGUGUUGAACAAGCAGAGCUGUAAAACACGAGAUCUGGGCGGGAAUGCUACCACUCCAGAGAUGACACGAGCUAUCUUGAACGAACUUGACACCCUGUAUGCUUAGUCAUAAGAUUAUAGAGAAUGUUUUAAACAAGCGAAGCUGUCGUACAAUAGACCUCGGUGGGAAAGCCAAGACUCGUGACAUGACACGUGCUAUUCUGGAUGAACUCGAAAUAAUGGAACUGCAAGCCAAUCUUGGUAUCUAGUUCCGUUCAAGCUAAUAUUAUCUGUUAUUUUCUAUUUAUUUAGUGGGAUUUGAAAAGACUGAAAGAAAAUGUUAGUAGGAAAAUAAAUGAUACUGUGUUUUUCCACCCUGAUUUAUUUAAUUUCCUUCAAGUAUGGUUCUCUUCACUCGCUAGGUAUAUUUUCAUUUCAAAUUCCCAUGAUACAUACUGUAUCAAGUUUCAUAGUACACCUUUAACGAUAUAAUAUUACACAGUAUUUGCCUGUCCAUUUUAUAAUGUCGAGUUUUGCAUUUACCUGCACGUAACGUUCUUCAACGCCUUUUUGAAAUUUCAUUAAACCCAAGUUUAUUUAUUGAUUGUCGGAUAAUGUGUUUAAACGUUUUGCUGUAACAUAAUUUUGAGACUAUUUAUUUUCUACAAAUGGCUACUAAA
This is a messenger RNA of Bolinopsis microptera, 1730 nucleotides long. RefSeq lists its product as uncharacterized. The coding region runs from base 38 to 1177 and encodes 379 amino acids. Gene Ontology annotation, biological process: tricarboxylic acid cycle; isocitrate metabolic process. Lineage: Eukaryota; Metazoa; Ctenophora; Tentaculata; Lobata; Bolinopsidae. The record is from RefSeq and is a predicted model, not a curated record. The transcript is spliced from 11 exons. Gene Ontology annotation, cellular component: mitochondrion. Gene Ontology annotation, molecular function: magnesium ion binding; oxidoreductase activity, acting on the CH-OH group of donors, NAD or NADP as acceptor; NAD binding.